This is a messenger RNA of Paracoccidioides lutzii Pb01, 222 nucleotides long. RefSeq lists its product as hypothetical. The transcript is spliced from 2 exons. The coding region runs from base 1 to 222 and encodes 73 amino acids. The record is from RefSeq and is a predicted model, not a curated record.
AUGUCUACUACCUCCCCCGACCUUCCUGAGUCGAACUCUCUUGGAUUCAAAAGAUUUUUUUCCCCCGUCCUCCCUGGGCCUUUCUGCCAUGAAAAGACUAGGCUUUCCUCUUAUUCGGAUGUGGCGGCAAAAAUGAUCAUCAACAGCUAUGCGAAUGCAACGAAAAUCGCUGGAACCACCGCCCCAGGUGCCUGGCCCUUGAAGCCUUUGGAUUGCGGUUAA